GAGGAAGAGCUAAUUCAUCAAUGUUACAUGCCGAAUGCAACAUCAAAAACAGGCAACAAACAUCGGUCAGUGUAUUAUUCGUGCACUGCUAUGCUGUGUUGACCGAGGCUGCAAUUGAAUGCAAGUUUGAACAUGGAGACUAUUGCAAGUGCACACUCACAAAUGGCUAUGUACUGGAUAUGACAUCGCUCAAGAACAUCUCAGAGUUCCUGAAUCCAGCGUACCCGUACAACUGGAGUCCGUGUGGUGACGUCAUCAACUAUACAGGAACAGCAUGCGCUGCAGGAACUGCUGCAUGCCUCAAUGAAGAUGGCACACACUUGAGCAUGGGUAACCUCUCCAGUGUGAGUGCUGUGAUUGAUGAGACAGGCCUUGUACCCGGUUCCGUCAAUAUCACCUACACUGGUGGAACAGAAGGCAGACGAGUCAUCCUCCGUACAUCCUGCACGCAGGAGUUUCCCGGCUGUCUCAGUUUUGAGAUGGAGGAUCCACCGUUAACAUACAACUUCUGGCUAGCUAACAGUGCGGUGUGCUUGAAGGGGACGGAUGAUGCGAGCCAGGAAGGACGCCGCUCUGUUCGCGUUGUCUAAUGUAUUGUCUAAUGCAUUGUUAUAAAAAAGAGAGGUUUUUUCACUCCAAAUGUAUAAAUCCUAUUGGGUACAUCCUAUUGUAGUUUAACCAUUCUCUUUAGUCACGAAUUCCAUUGAUAAUUGUGACAAGAAAACGUCCUGAAAUACUUUA
This is a messenger RNA of Sycon ciliatum, 741 nucleotides long. RefSeq lists its product as uncharacterized. The transcript is spliced from 6 exons. NCBI's taxonomy places the organism in Eukaryota, Metazoa, Porifera, Calcarea, Leucosolenida, Sycettidae. Bases 21 to 590 code for a protein of 189 amino acids. The record is from RefSeq and is a predicted model, not a curated record.